AUGAGUAUUCCUCGGCUCGAACUUCAGGCUGCUGUAUUGGGUACUCGUUUGAUGGGUACAAUUUUGAAGGAACAUUCCAUUAAGGUAUCAAGAAUAGUUUGCUGGAGUGAUUCAACCACCGUAGUUAGUUGUAUUGGAUCUGAAAGCCGAAGAUAUAAACCCUUUGUUGCCCAUAGAAUUACUGAGAUUAUUGAUUCUACUAGCCCAGCAGAUUGGAGAUGGCUGCCAACAAAUCUUAAUGUUGCCGAUGAAACUACAAGAAUGAAAAGCCAGGUUAAUUUUUCAGAUGAUUGCCGCUGGUUUACGGGACCUAAAUUUCUAUACGAAUAUGAAGAUGAAUGGCCAAAAACGCAAGAAAUACCUACUUGUAGCCUAGACACUGAAGAACUUCGUCCCAAAUUUGCUUUGCUGGUAAAUACCCCUGUUGUUUUUGAAUUCGAUAGAUUUUCAUCAUAUUUGAAAUUAAAACGUACGAUUGCCUGGGUGUUACGUUUUAUAAAUCGUUGCCAAAAGAAGAUUGGUCCUGAAGAAGGAAAUGGUUUAACUACUGCAGAGUUAAAAAGUGCUGACAUUUGUCUUUGCCGUCAAGCCCAACGAGAAAAAUUUAGCGCUGAAAUUGAAAUUAUUAAAAAUGAAGGUACUUUGCCCAAAAGUAGUGAGUUGUAUGCCCUGACUCCAUAUAUGGAUGAAAAUUCAUUACUUCGAGUUUAUGGUCGUGUGGAUGCAGCUAGUUGGUUACCAUUGGAUAUAAGGCGUCCGAUUAUAUUACCGUCGUUUCAUCCUGUCACCGAGUUAUUUCGUCGUACAUUGCCGGUGCCACCACUUAUGGGUUCUCUGCCAAAAGACAGAUUGACGCCAUAUAUUCGUCCAUUUUCCUACACUGGAUUGGACUAUUUUGGUCCAGUUAUUGUAACCGUUGGUCGUCGCCAUGAAAAACGUUGGGUGGCCUUAUUUACUUGUCUGACCAUAAGGGGCAUUCAUUUGGAAGUCGCUUUCGAUUUGUCAACCGAUGCGUGUAUUCUUGCCAUACGCAAUUUUAUAAAUCGACGUGGCCUGCCUACAAGACUGAGGAGCGAUAAUGGUACAAAUUUUGUUGGUGCUGAUAAAGUUGCCAAGAGGUUCAGUGAAGUAUUUGAUGUGGCUCAAAUUCAAGAUGAACUUACAUCUAAAGGUAUAGAUUGGCAGUUUAAUUGUCCACAUAAUCCUGCAGAAGGUGGUAUAUGGGAACGGAUGGUCCAAUGUGUAAAGCGUGUGUUGCAGUCAACUUUGAAAGAAUCCGCCCCUCGUGAACACACACUGCAAAGUUUCCUGAUUGAAGCGGAAAAUAUUGUGAAUUCCCGUCCGUUGACACACUUGCCGUUGAGCCACGAAGAUGAAGAACCACUAACGCCUAAUCAUUUUUUGUUGGGUUGCCCUAAUACAACACAAACUCCUGCCGGAGCAAAAGACGAACAGCCUGUUGUAGUAAAAAAGCAGUGGCGCAUUUCCCGUCAGCUACGUGAUCAUUUCUGGAACAGGUGGAUAAAAGAAUAUUUGCCCACGUUGACUAGACGCUCCAAAUGGUGUCAACGUACGAAGCCUAUUGCUAUUGGUGAUUUGGUUCUAAUUUGCGAUCCAGCCGUGUCCCGUAGAGAUUGGAAGCGAGGCAGAGUGGAAGAGGUGUUUAUAGGUAGAGAUGGUGUUAUUCGUCGUGCUGAUGUACGUACUAGUACAGGAAUACUAAAGCGACCUGUUUCCAAGCUUGCUGUCCUUGAUUUGGAGUAG
Messenger RNA from Calliphora vicina (urban bluebottle blowfly), 1764 nucleotides. RefSeq lists its product as uncharacterized. Lineage: Eukaryota; Metazoa; Arthropoda; Insecta; Diptera; Calliphoridae. Gene Ontology annotation, biological process: DNA integration. The coding region runs from base 1 to 1764 and encodes 587 amino acids. Gene Ontology annotation, molecular function: nucleic acid binding. The record is from RefSeq and is a predicted model, not a curated record. The transcript is spliced from 2 exons.